Aureococcus anophagefferens is the source of this 1029-nucleotide messenger RNA. RefSeq lists its product as hypothetical. The record is from RefSeq and is a predicted model, not a curated record. Gene Ontology annotation, molecular function: oxidoreductase activity. Bases 1 to 1029 code for a protein of 342 amino acids. Lineage: Eukaryota; Pelagophyceae; Pelagomonadales; Pelagomonadaceae. The transcript has a single exon.
AUGGACUACGUCAACCCCACGGGCUCCGGCGGCGGCGGCGCCGCGACGGCGUCCACGAGCGACAAAGCCACGAUUCUCACCGAGAGCCCGGCGGGCAAGAAGCAGGACUUCCUCGAGGCGUCGCCCUACUGGGACCAGUCCACGGUCCCCGUGAACACCUACAAGAACAAGUCGCCGUACACGACCAAGGUCGUGAGCUGCAAGCGCAUUGUCGGCCCCGAGGCGACCGGCGAAACGUGCCACAUCAUCUUCGACCACCAGGGCAAGAUGCCCUACUGGGAGGGCCAGUCCUUCGGCGUCAUCGCCGACGGCACGAACCCGAAGAACGGCAAGCCCCACACGGUGCGCCUCUACUCCAUCGCCGCGUCCCGCUACGGCGACGACAUGACGGGCCAGACGACGUCGCUCUGCGUGCGCCGCGCGACCUACUGGGACCCGGAGAUGGGCAAGGACGACCCGGCGAAGAAGGGCGUGUGCUCCAACUUCAUCUGCGACUCCAAGCCCGGCGACCCGAUCAAGAUGACGGGCCCCUCGGGCAAGGUCAUGCUCAUGCCCGAGGAGAAGGCGGACACGGACUACAUCAUGGUCGCCACGGGCACGGGCAUCGCGCCCUACCGGUCCUUCAUCCGCCGCCUCUUCACGGAGACGACGCCCGCCGGCGAGGCCUACAAGGGCACGGCCUGGCUCUUCCUCGGCGUCGCCAACAGCGACGCGCUCCUCUACGACGAGGAGUGGCAGGCGACGCUCGCCAAGUACCCGGACAACUUCAAGCUCGACUACGCGCUCAGCCGCGAGCAGACCAACACCAAGGGCGGCAAGAUGUACAUCCAGGACAAGGUCGAGGAGUACGCCGACGAGAUCUUCGACCGCCUCGGCAAGGGCGCCGUCAUGUACUUCUGCGGCCUCAAGGGCAUGAUGCCCGGCAUCCAGGACAUGCUCAAGGGCGUCUGCGACAAGAAGGGCCUCGACUACGACGAGUACAUCAAGGGCCUCAAGAAGGCGGGCCAGUGGCGCGUCGAGGUCUACUAG